Molecule: messenger RNA, 384 nt
Organism: Protopolystoma xenopodis
Lineage: Eukaryota; Metazoa; Platyhelminthes; Monogenea; Polystomatidea; Polystomatidae
Source: the annotation of a GenBank genome assembly
GAAUUGGUCCCGACCGAUACUCAUUUGCAGCCAUUUUUGCUCCUUUUUCUUUUGCCUCGGUGCCUCGAAGGUGGCUGCGCCAUCCUCACGGAGAUCACCUACGGACUCACUAUCGAAAUGGCGGCUUUGUUCGUGGUCGCGAUAAUCGGCCUCUUAGCAAUGACUAGCGACAUCGGACUCGCGUUCUACAUCACCUAUUUGUCUACGGCCGGUCUCCUCAUCAUCGUGCUCACCUUUUUCCUCAUCGUGUUCAGCUCAAACAACCACGAUCCUCACAAACUCGGUAAGGCUGCUUCCUUUGCCCUCUUGUCUCGCCUCUAUUCUCUCUCUCGAGGUGAUCUACCAGCUUGUCAUGUCCUCAGACUGAUGUUCCCUUUGUCUUAG